AUGGCUUCAGAUGCUACCUUCAAGGACUUGAUGAAUAGCAUUUCUUUGGCCUUGAUUAAUACCACUCGGACUGCCAGUCAAAUAUCAAACGAGGAUCUCCCGUUCCAUCGUUCCUCCAAACCCUCAAUUGUGCCUUUGCUUGAGCAACGAAACUCAAGACUUCUCGGCCUUGCCCGGAGCCUUAUAAGCUCUGCAGCCUCAGGCACCGCGGUCACCGACCCUUACGUUGUCAAUGCGGACUCCGUCGAAGAUAAUUGGAAGGAAAUUGUAGAUGUGGUCGACAACCUCCUCGAGAAAGCCGACGCUUGUCUUGAUGAAUACACUGGCGUCAUCAGAAAGUUGAGCCCAACUCAAGAAGAGCAAAUAAAGAAAGCUGCACCUGCUCCUGGGAAGCAAAAGCCUGGCAAAGCUUAUCGCACGCAGAACAUUGCAAAACCUCAACUGUUGUUCGAAAAAGUCCCUACCAACGACGAGACAACUCCAUUCAGACCAUUGCUACGCAUGAAGCCUAAUGCCAUCGUCCCACUUGACGAGAGCCUCAAGCUCGUUGCCGCUGAAGAUGGUUCCACGCAGUACAAUCACCCAUACGAAAUCGAGAUCAGAAAUUCUCAGUAUCCUCUUACCACCCGCGUGAAAGUGCACCCAAUACCUUUCUUGCCGUACGAAUGUUCAGAAGCGACGUUGGUUGACACACCCGAGACAUUGCGUUCCAUGCUGGAAGAACUUAAGUUAGCAAAGGAACUUGCCGUCGACCUAGAGCACCAUGAUGAACAUUCCUAUAUAGGUCUAGUAUCGUUGAUGCAAAUCAGCACAAGAGACAAAGACUGGGUAAUUGAUACUUUGAAGCCAUGGCGGGAGAAGCUUCAGGUGCUCAACGAAGUCUUCACAGACCCGAAGAUACUCAAAGUUUUUCACGGUUCCUCAAUGGACAUGAUUUGGCUGCAAAGAGACUUCGGGUUGUACGUUGUUGGCUUAUUCGAUACUUUUCAUGCGUCGCGAUCCUUGGGGUACCCAAAACAUGGGCUGGCCUAUUUGCUGAAACGAUUCGCCAAUUUCGACGCAGCAAAACAAUACCAGAUGGCGGAUUGGCGAAUACGACCACUUCCGGAGGAGAUGUUCAACUAUGCUCGCUCUGACACCCACUUUCUACUCCACGUCUAUGACAACAUGCGCAAUGAGCUCAUCGAUAGGUCGAACACCUCCCAGGAAGUCGGUGACCUUAUUGAGGUUGUUAUGAAUCGCUCGAAAGAAGAAACGCUCCAGCGUUAUGAGCAUCCAAUAUAUGACAUACACCGUGGGUCAGGACCGAUGGGUUGGUACAACAUGCUCUGUCGUACGCCAGCACUGUUCAACCGGGAGCAAUUCGCAGUAUUUACAGCAGUACACCAAUGGCGAGAUCAAAUUGCCAGAGAGGAAGACGAGAGUGUUCACGUCAUCAUGCCAAAACAUGUUCUUUAUAAUCUUGCCAGAGAGAUGCCUGUCGACAUGCCUACUCUGCUUGGUUGCUCCCAUCCCAUUUCCAAAAGCUUUAAGCACCGCAAAUCAGAAAUACUUGCCGUUAUCAAGAAGGCGAGAAUGUUGGGCCACCAAGGGUCUGAUAUGAAAGAGUUCAUGCAUACAAUGCAGGCUAUGACUGCUGACCGCUUCUCCAAAGUAAACGGGUCAGAGCAAGUAUUUCCAGCACUUGCCACUGCAAAGUUGGCACUCCCGCCUCAGCUACAACGUAAUUUGAGCAGGUUGCCAGCUCAGAGUAGGGAUUCGCGUUUCUGGGGCUCCACCGUUCCAAAUGAUAUGGAUCAAGGAGCAACCGCCCAGGUACCAGGGGAGGGCCUUUGUCUAGCAUUGCCGAUGGCACAACUUACUGCAGAAAUCUUCGAAGAUACAAAUGCAGCCGGCGCAUUUGCUACUGAGCCAUCUAAGACCAGUCCUGGCGCCCGUGCUGAGCAUCAAUACGUGAAGGACAGGAAACCUAAAGCAGAUGAGGUAUUCGUUGUCAAAGAAGCUGGGGAUAGCCGUAAACGCAAGGCAACUGAUUCGUACGAUCCUCCGAAAGCAGCGUAUUCAAGACCCGAAAGCAACGCGGCCAAAAACGCUCAAGAACGCGCUGACGAGGUCGACACGCCUCCCACUAUCGAAAACGAGGGGCAACACGAUCAAAAUUCUAGGGUGUUGAGUGCAACGAAAGAAGAAAAGCGCGCUCGGAGACUUGAGAGUAAGCGGCUGAAGAAAGAGGGGCUUCGAGAGAAAAAAGAUGCCAAGAGUAAGAAGCCUAGAGACCUAGAGCCAAUCGAUUAUGCAGAUGCUCCAUCGGUUUUACAUGCCCAAAGAGACAGCAAUCGGAUGGUGACAGGCAAGGAAAUCAAUCCUUACACCAAAUCGGGUGAUGCUCCCAAGGGAAUGCGAAAGGCAAAGAAGGAGCAAGAAGGCAAAAGCUUUACGUUCAAAGGUUGA
Messenger RNA from Letharia lupina, 2451 nucleotides. RefSeq lists its product as uncharacterized. Gene Ontology annotation, cellular component: nuclear exosome (RNase complex); nucleolus. Bases 1 to 2451 code for a protein of 816 amino acids. The transcript has 4 exons. Gene Ontology annotation, biological process: exonucleolytic trimming to generate mature 3'-end of 5.8S rRNA from tricistronic rRNA transcript (SSU-rRNA, 5.8S rRNA, LSU-rRNA); poly(A)-dependent snoRNA 3'-end processing; nuclear polyadenylation-dependent rRNA catabolic process. The record is from RefSeq and is a predicted model, not a curated record. NCBI's taxonomy places the organism in Eukaryota, Fungi, Ascomycota, Lecanoromycetes, Lecanorales, Parmeliaceae. Gene Ontology annotation, molecular function: nucleic acid binding; nucleotide binding; 3'-5'-RNA exonuclease activity.